Salvelinus namaycush (lake trout) is the source of this 717-nucleotide messenger RNA. RefSeq names its product melanocortin-2 receptor accessory protein 2A-like. Bases 1 to 717 code for a protein of 238 amino acids. The transcript is spliced from 3 exons. Gene Ontology annotation, biological process: protein localization to plasma membrane; regulation of adenylate cyclase-activating G protein-coupled receptor signaling pathway. Gene Ontology annotation, cellular component: endoplasmic reticulum; plasma membrane. Gene Ontology annotation, molecular function: signaling receptor regulator activity; type 4 melanocortin receptor binding; type 1 melanocortin receptor binding. The record is from RefSeq and is a predicted model, not a curated record. NCBI's taxonomy places the organism in Eukaryota, Metazoa, Chordata, Actinopteri, Salmoniformes, Salmonidae.
AUGUCCGAAAUCCAUAAUAACCAUAAUUAUAAUCAAAGUCGACCCAGCAUCACACGUGGCAGUGAUUAUGUGUGGCAGUAUGAAUAUUAUGACGAUGACGAGCCCGUGUCUUUCGAGGGUCUCAAGGCUCAUCGAUACUCUAUCGUCAUCGGCUUCUGGGUGGGACUAGCCGUGUUCGUCGUCUUCAUGUUCUUCGUCCUCACCCUGCUGACCAAGACAGGAGCCCCGCACCAAGAAAACCCGGAGCUGUGCGAGAAGCGCCACCGGCUGGGGAACUGCGUCGUGGACAUCCGCUGCCCCCAGGGGGACUCCCUGGCCGACGAGGACAAGGCCUUCUCGCGCCCCCUUCUGGACGAAUCACGCUCCUUCUUCUACAUCAGCAAGGAGAAGCAGGGGAGAGGGGGAGCAGGGGGUGGAUGUGGGCCGCAUAGGGUCUGCGGGAGGCUGGGCGGACGCAGCUCCUUCGGGUUGGAGGAGAUGGGGGAGGCGGGGGAAGCCAGCGAGCGGGGAGACGGCGGUAUCGACCUCCAGGGACUUCCGGAGGAGGGAAAGUCAGAGAGGGAACACAGCUUCCUGUCGCACCACUUCGACAUUCCCAACUUUGUGAACUCGGAGCACAGCUCAAUGAUGGGAGAGGAUGAUCUGCUGCUCUGUGAGCCGCCCGUCCUCCUGGACAGCCAAUCGUGCGGUCAGGAUGGCCACCACGUCAUCAGCUGA